Molecule: messenger RNA, 1176 nt
Organism: Fulmarus glacialis (Northern fulmar)
Lineage: Eukaryota; Metazoa; Chordata; Aves; Procellariiformes; Procellariidae
Product: protein phosphatase 1 regulatory subunit 3D-like
Exons: 1
Coding region: 1-924 (307 amino acids)
Biological process (GO): regulation of glycogen biosynthetic process
Cellular component (GO): protein phosphatase type 1 complex
Molecular function (GO): glycogen binding; protein phosphatase 1 binding
Source: RefSeq, a predicted model, not a curated record
AUGGAGGUACGUGGUCCUCGGAGGAAUCCCAGCUACCUCUCUGAUCUCUAUCAGAACAUGUUACGGGCUGAAGAAGCACUGGGACAAGGGCAGCAGCAGCCCCCAGCAGUCCAUACAAAUAGCAGCAUGACUCUUCGGAGCAGUACUGCAACCAAGGGGGGCCCCCAGCCAAAUAAGCUUCAGAGCAGCACUUCCUCCAGCUGUGAUCCGGCAUUACGGCCUAUCAUACGGCGCCGAGCAAGAUCUUUACCUACAUCACCCGACAGGAGGAAGCGGGCAGCAGUGCCGUGUCAAGUUCCUGGAUGCCAGAGUCGUAUGAACCGGGUGAGAUUUGCUGAUGCUUUGGGCUUAGAGCUCACUGAAGUGAAAGUCUUCCAGACUGGGGAGGAUCCGUCGAUCCCUUUGCAUGUCCUUUCCAGGCUCUCCAUAAACUCAGACCUCUGGUACAGCAGCUCGGACUUGGAGUUUACCAUGCAGUGCUUGGUCCCUGACUUCCAGCAGCCUGCAGACUGUAUGGAUUUCUCCUCCCGACUUCAGGAGCAGCAGGUGUGUCUUGAACGAGUGACCAGCUCAGAUUUGGGGCUCAGUGGCACCAUCCAGGUUUGCAAUGUUGCUUUUGAGAAGCAGGUAUCGGUGCGAUACACCUUCAACCAGUGGAAAAGCCUCCAUGAAGUGUGUGCUCAUUGGCACAGUAGCAUCCCUGAGAAAAACGGGCAGGAUCAGGUUGAUGUUUUCACUUUCUUUCUCCCUGUGCCUCCUUUCCUCCUUCAGCUGUGCUCUGUUGUCCAGUUUGCAGCAAGGUACCAAGUCAACGGCCGGGAGUAUUGGGAUAACAACAGAGGCAAAAACUACAGUCUUACCUGCCGGACUCACCCCCUUAAGAUGCCUAGAGAAUGUGAGGAGAGCUGGAUCCACUUCAUCUGAAUGAAGAAAGUGGAUGCAGAGCAGCUUGUCAGUAGCCUCGGUGGCACUCUCUUCCUUGGCAUGGCUCUCUGCUCCUAUGGCAACAGCCUCCUUUUUGAAACCUGCCAAACCUGGCGAAGUGUUCCAGGGCAGGGAAGUAGCCAAUGACCCGUACAAACUGUUCUAAACCUCUCAAGAGACAAAAAAGGGCCAAAAUGUGUAUUGAGUUACAUCUGUUGAAAGGCCAAGUGAUUUCUUGUAGCAUAUGAAUCA